Molecule: messenger RNA, 1290 nt
Organism: Fusarium subglutinans
Lineage: Eukaryota; Fungi; Ascomycota; Sordariomycetes; Hypocreales; Nectriaceae
Product: epoxide hydrolase
Exons: 2
Coding region: 1-1290 (429 amino acids)
Biological process (GO): epoxide metabolic process
Molecular function (GO): epoxide hydrolase activity
Source: RefSeq, a predicted model, not a curated record
AUGCGGUGCCUGUACGUACUCAUCUUUGCCGUCGGCUCUCUUUGUGCUGCUUCAGGCCCCUUCUCACUGCCAAAUGUCAAUGCCACUUUUGCCAAGAGUCCUAAGCUAUUUCGGAUCCAUGUCGAUCGAGGCUUCAUUGAGGAUACUCGGCAGCGUGUUGCCCAUACAAGGGCGCCAUUGUUUACAAAUGUGUCAAGCGAUGGCCCCGGUGUUGAGAACUUCACAAGCGUUCGCGACUUCUGGGUCAACGAGUAUGAUUGGAAUGCUACGGAAGCUUCCAUCAACAAGAGAUUCAAACAGUUUACGACUAUUGUUGAGCCUGAAAUCGACAACGUCACUCAUUCUGUACCGCUGCAUUUCGUACAUCACCGAUCAUCCAGGUCCGACGCCAUACCAUUACUGUUUAUUCACGGAUGGCCAGGGUCCUUUCUUGAAGUCGGCAAUGUUAUCGGACAUCUGACAAAUCCACCAAAUGCCUCUCUACCAGCUUUUCAUGUGGUUGCGCCUUCGAUCCCGGGUUUUGGAUUCUCUCCCGCGGCGACGCAGCCAGGGUUCGGUCCCGCGGCGGCUUCUUAUGCAUUCAACGAACUGAUGCUUCAGCUUGGCUACUCCAGAUACGUCAUUCAUGGCGGAGAUUUCGGCGGUGUCAUCCUUCGAUAUCAAGCCCACAAUUUCCCAAAGAAUGUGAUCUCGGCACUUAGCAAUUUCUGGAUUAUCCAGCCGGGGAACAACGACCUUCGCCGACUUGCACAGGGAGAAGCAACGCCUGAUGAGGUCGCAUACAUCCAGAUUACAGAGAAUUACGAGAACCAAGGAUCUGGAUACCGACUGAUGAUGUCCACCGAACCCCUCACCGUCGCAUAUGGUAUGACGGACUCGCCACUUGGGAACGCCAUGUGGAUGUAUUCCAUCAUGAACAGGGUCAUUGACCCUAGUAUCAUGGCAUGGACUCCCGAGGAGAUCAUUACUUGGUCUAUGAUGUAUUGGAUCCAAGGUCCAUACGGUGGCAUGCGGUUCUAUAAAGAAGUUCAAAAUGAUGGGGGCUUUGAAACACUCGAUUUUGGCACCCUGCCCCUGGUAGAGGUCCCAGUCGCUAUCAGUCAAUUCCCUUACGAUUUGGCUUACCGUAUGCCGUUGGAUUGGGCAAAGCGAGGAGGAAAUGUUCUAAAGAGAACUGUACAUGACCAUGGCGGCCAUUUUGCUGCUUAUGAGGUCCCUGAUCUGCUGCUCCACGAUAUCUGGUCUUGGUUCGGAGAUAAGGAAGCUUCAGACACAAAGGCGUUCAACUAA